AUGUCAAGCAGAGACAACGUCAGUAGCCAGAGCUAUGCCGACGAGUCUACACCAUCUGCCAACGUCAGAUCUGACUCAUCCCUCACGCACGAUGCUAGCAUGCGAUCCGUGGCCUCCUCCCUUGCCCAGAUCGCCUCCGAGAGGAUAACCACUAUCAACCACGAUCACCCCAUAGCUACCGAUAGAGAAAAGGCCGAAAUGCUGAGUGCGUUUAUGAAGACUCUCAUCAGGACCUCGGGAUGGGGAGAGAGCAUGCUUCUGGCUGUGAGCGUCGGGAUAGAAGCUGUCGAAGGAGGGGGAGGAGUGGCUGUACACGAGGGAUGA
Molecule: messenger RNA, 324 nt
Organism: Cryptococcus wingfieldii CBS 7118
Lineage: Eukaryota; Fungi; Basidiomycota; Tremellomycetes; Tremellales; Cryptococcaceae
Exons: 1
Coding region: 1-324 (107 amino acids)
Source: RefSeq, a predicted model, not a curated record